AUUUCGAUCCAUUUCAAACCGAAAAAACAACCUGUACAAGUCACUAAAUAUGGAAACUCGUUUAUAGCUUUGUUAGUAAACAAAAAAUCAGCUGAUAGAAGUGUCACUCGUCUCACCAUCCACACAGAAAGUGAAAUUCUCGUACAAGAAACCCCACCAAAUUAAAAUCCGCCGUGGAAACGCCACAUCAAAAAAAUCGGAAAAGAAAUUAAUUAAUCUCGUUUUAUAAAAAUGAAUCCAGAAAAUAAUAGCGGAACUCCACGUAGUGAACCCACCGACGUUAAAGGUGCCGUAGCCAGGGUUAGAACAGAAAGUGAAUGUUCCAGUACAAGUGAAGAUGGUUCUAAUCACACACCAGGAAAACGUCAAAGAACAACAUCUCAAACAUUUAUGGUAGCUGGAAGUAUGACGGCGGCGUCACCCCCAAAAUUUGUAUCUUUAGAAGAAAUAAUUCGAGCUGCUAAUGGCAUAAAGGAUAUGGCCUUGGUUCAUCAAAUUGUUGUUGAUAAAGACUUUAAAUUACAACGCUAUGAACCUGAACCAAAUACUAUACAUCGCAUGGUUAAAGAGAACAUGCAAAAAGCAUUUUGGGAAAUUUUACGCCAAGAAUUAGCCGAAGAUCCCCCAAAUUAUAACCAAGCCUUUGUCCUUUUGGAAGAUAUUAAAAACGGAUUAUUUUCACUUUUAUUACCUCAACAUACUAAAAUUAAACAACAAAUUGCAGACGUUUUAGAUACAGAUUUGAUUAAACAACAAGCCGAGAAAGGAAUCUUGGAUUUUGGGCAUUACGCACAAUAUGUUUUGGGAGUUAUGUCGAAACUGUGUGCUCCAGUUCGAGAUGAUCAAAUUAAGAGUUUAAACGACAAAAGCGAUGUUAUUGACGUAUUUAAAGGAAUUUUAGAGACCUUGGAUUUGAUGGCAUUGGAUAUGGCAAAUUUUACUAUCGAAAUGGUCAAAUCAGAAAUAAUAGCACACAGCGUCGAAUUGGAACGUAAAAAAUUUGCCGAUUAUUUAAGCAUCCAAACGGAUGGUUUACAGCAUACUCGAAAAUGGUUACUUUCGCAUUUGAACCCUAACGCGAUUAUAAUUCCGGAAAAUAUUGAUCGGGUUUCUUUCAUUAAAACGACUACAAACAAAACGUUUACUCAAGCUUGUAUUGAUUUGUUGGAGUGGGACGAUAAUUCAACAUUUCCUGAAACUUUUAUGUUAGAUCAAGCGAGAUUAUCAGAUCUACAAUCUCGCACCAAAAAACUAAUCUUAACUGGAACUGUUUUAUUAAUCACUGUAAGCAACGUUGGCCCAAAUUUGCAAAGUUUAGCAAGUUUUAAGCAAGCUGUUAAAGAACAUACGAUAGUGUUACUUCAAUCUCAAAAGACUGAGAAGGAGAUGAUGGAUACUUUACAAAAUGUAGCUGAACAAGUAAUAAGUGAUAUAAAAGAAGCACAAAAAAAUCACGACUUUUUGGAAAUUGGUGAUAAUGCAGCCCAUGUUUUGAAAGACCAAAUUGUUUUAAUUUCGAAACCUGAUAAUCGGAUUAAGCAAUUGGUGAAGCAAAGGGUGAAAGAAUUUUUCUUGCAGAUUAUUGAGUCAUCGACGGCUGAUCCACAAAAAGUUCCAUCUGGUUUGACGGCAUUACAAACAGAACUUACGGCGAUAGCUGGUCAAUUUUUAAGAAUUGUUGCCCAUAACAGUACAGUUUUUUGUACCUACUACUUUGACAUUGUAGAUGAAGCCCUUACGAAAAAAGAUUAGUUAAAAAUAUAACAAGCUAUCAACUGAAAUUAAUUUUCAAAGUACUUUCCUUAUUAUGGGUACUUCAUUUUUCUUUUAUUAUUUUUUGAUUUAUAGUGAAUUUGUGAAUUAUUAAUUUAAUUUAAUUUUCUAACAAAUUUAAACAUGGUGUUUUUAGUGGCAUUCUUAAAUAAUUCAUCUCUUUAUGUGAUAAUUAGAUAAUUCUUUUAUUUUUAUCUUUUUUGACCUAACUUUUUGUUAAUCUCUUUUUUUUUAUUAAUUAAUAUAUUAAUGUAAGACUAAAAAAGAAUUAAUAAAUCAGAAUAUAAAGGCUUUACAUUAACAAAAACUUAAUUGAAGUCUAUUUCCAGAAUUAAUGUUUAUUAUAAAAUAUUAACAAAAUGAGUAUAUACAAAAAAGGUAUUAUUGCUUUUUUUUUCAUGAUACUUGUAAAAACAACUUGCUAAUGUAAUAAUAAAUAUAAACUAUUCCAGUUAAA
Molecule: messenger RNA, 2230 nt
Organism: Onthophagus taurus
Lineage: Eukaryota; Metazoa; Arthropoda; Insecta; Coleoptera; Scarabaeidae
Product: T-complex protein 11-like protein 1
Biological process (GO): signal transduction
Source: RefSeq, a predicted model, not a curated record